CGUAGUAAACUAAUAAAUUAUUUUCCCCUUUCAGCUUGUUUUUGCUUUUCUCCAUUUUACAGCUUAACCGAGGUUUGUGAAGAAAGAAGAUUUCAAUGGAGGACGAUAACACCGACGGCAAAAAAAAGAAGACCACUGCUUCGAUUCCAGCUAACUACAUCAGCAUCCUUCAGCUCCAGGAGCGUUGGAUCAAUGAGAAAGAGAAGAAGCGUAAGGAGGAAGAAGAAGAAGAGAGACGACAGAAACAACUACAGGUCGAGGAAGAGAAAAAGAGAGAGGAGGAGGAGAAGCGUUUGAAUCGAAGCAAUCAGGGAAGAAAAAAAAAGAAAUCUACGAGCGGCGGAGGAGCAAGAUUUGUUGAGAAGGAGAUACCGGAAGUAACGGCGGAGGUUGGGAGCGGUGGAGGUGAAGAUACGGCGGAGAUGUUACCGAAGAAGGAUAGGGGAUUUAGGAGUAAACGGUAUGAUAGUAAGAAGAAGAAGAAGAAGAAGACAAAUCAAGAUGUGGCUUUGGAAGAUGAUGUUGUUGCCGUCGAUUCUGGUGGCUGUGGUUCAAUCGCGCCAACUGAGUCAGUCGUGACGGAGAAUGUUACUCCGGCGAAAGAUGUGAUUCGAGUUUACAGGAAGAAAAGCGAGAAAGCUGCGACGGCCGUAGAAACGCAAUUUGAGGAUCUCUCUAUCAAAAGAGAUGAAACCACCAAAAAUCUCAAGGCACAAACCAAACCGAGUAAUCGUAAUCGAGCUGCUUCAACAAUGGUGUGGGUGAAGAAAGAGAGAGCUAAUGAUGAUGGAAUUGCAAGUGGCGUGAAGCCAUUAAAUGCGUAACGUUUGCUUUCAAGGUUAACAACUCGUGGAAGGUGAACAAAGCGUAACAGUAUCAAUUUGGUAAUAUUCUUUGAUGUUGGUUGAACAACAGAGAGAUCAUGGUGUACAAAUUUUAUGGCUUUUGUAAAGCGUUUAGGGGCUCUCAAGGUUUGUGGUAAUUGUAUCCAAAAUGUACAGAAGUAUGAAUUACCAGACCGAUUUGGUGUUAUUAAGCUUCAAAAUACUUUUCAUUC
Messenger RNA from Camelina sativa (false flax), 1057 nucleotides. Its product is annotated as myosin-M heavy chain-like protein. Lineage: Eukaryota; Viridiplantae; Streptophyta; Magnoliopsida; Brassicales; Brassicaceae. The record is from RefSeq and is a predicted model, not a curated record.